Molecule: messenger RNA, 2727 nt
Organism: Thlaspi arvense
Lineage: Eukaryota; Viridiplantae; Streptophyta; Magnoliopsida; Brassicales; Brassicaceae
Source: the annotation of a GenBank genome assembly
AAGAGAGAGGUCAAUAAGAAAGUGCUCAAAGUCCCUGGCAUUGAACAGAAGGUUCUAGAUGCUACUAGCAAUGAGCCAUGGGGUCCACAUGGAUCCCUUCUUGCUGAUCUUGCGCAAGCUUCGAGAAAUUACCAUGAAUACCAGCUGAUCAUGGUGGUCAUUUGGAAACGCCUCAGCGAUACUGGAAAGAAUUGGCGGCAUGUCUAUAAGGCUUUGACAGUUUUGGAGUACAUGGUAGGCCAUGGGUCAGAACGUGUUAUAGACGAGAUUAGAGAGCGUGCAUAUCAAAUUUCGACAUUGUCCGAUUUUCAGUAUAUUGACUCCGGUGGUAGAGAUCAAGGAAGCAAUGUUAGGAAGAAAUCACAGGGUCUGGUGGCGCUGGUUAAUGACAAAGAAAGAAUAGCUGAGGUCAGACAGAAGGCUUCUGCUAACAGAGAUAAGUAUCGCAGCUCAGCACCAGGUGGGAUGUAUAAGCCUUCAGGAGGAUAUGGGGACAAAUAUGAUUACGGAUCCCGGGAUGAAGAGCGAAGUAGCUAUGGAAGAGAAAGAGAAUAUGGUUACAGGGAUGAUGACAGAAAUAGUCGUGAUGGAGAUCGUCAUUCCAGAGACUCUGAAGACCGAUAUGGGAGAGAUGGUAACAGGGAAGAUGAUUACAGAGGAAGGAGCAGAAGUGUUGAUAACUACCAACAGGGAUCACGAGGUAGGAGUUCAGAUAGAGAACGGACAUUUGAGGAUGAUGGCCAUUCUUCACGGGCUAGUGGUGCUCGAGCUGAUGAUAAUUCUCAGGAUGGGAGAGGGCAGCUCCAGAGGAAGUUUUCCGAACAAAAUAUUGGUGCGCCACCAAGCUAUGAAGAAGCUGUCAGUGAAUCACGCAGCCCUGUAUAUAGUGAGAGGGAUGGUGGGGAGACCCCACAAGUUGCUGCUCCAGGAGCUGCUUCUCCUCCUCCUCCACAAGCUGUUGCUCCAGGAGCUGCUUCUCCUCCUCCCCCACAAGCUGCUGCUCCAGGGGCAGCUUCCCCUCCUGCUGGAAGCAACACAGACAAUAAAUCUGCUGGUUUUGUUAAUGAAUCUUCUUCUCAGAAAUUUGAGACUUUUGAUGAAUUUGAUCCACGCGGUGCGUUUUCAGCUGCCCCUCCAGCAUAUGCACCUGCAGACGGUGUUUCAGCUCCUCCAACAGCGGCUUCUACGUCUGCUCCUCCCUCCUCAAACAGUGUUGAGAUGGACUUGCUUGGCUCCCUUGCAGACGUAUUUUCAUCAAAUGCAUUAGCCAUUGUACCGGCUGAUUCUUCCCCUGUGGAAACCAAUGGACAAGCAAAUGCUCCGUCGUUUUCUUCAUCUCAGCCAUCAACUCAGCCAUUUGAUGACCCAUUUGGUGACUCUCCUUUUAAAGCCUUCACUUCAACAGACACCGAUUCAAACCCGCAGCAGAGCUUUGGAGCUCCUUUCCAGCCAGCACCACCAGCUGAUACUGCUCAUAACUUUGGCUUUGGGGACUCAUUUUCCGCUGUUGCCAAUCCUGAUACUGCUGCUCAGAAUGUGCAACCUCCAUCAGACUCGCAAGGUUUUCCGCAAGAGCAGUUCGCCACACCUCAGAAUGAUUUUGAUAUUCUUGCUGGCAUUCUCCCACCAUCUGGUCCUCAACAACCGGGUGCCUCAAUACCAACAUCUCAGUUUCCUCCCAGUGGAAACAACACGUACGAUGGAUUUCAUCAUCAACCGGCAUCUGGUGCUUCAAACAUGCCUGGACAAACUCCAUUCGGGCAAGCUGCACAGCAAUAUAACAUGGUUCCACAUUCUCAAAACAUGACUGGAGCCACGCCGUUUCACAGUGGAGGCUUCAUGCAUCAGCCAGGCUCAGCCAGUUACACUCCUGGAGUAGUGACUUCACACCCUACAAGCGAAAGCUUUCUUCCACGAACGGUUUCUGCCACUUCAUUGAGCUCACAGACUCCUUACUCUACCCCCAGUGGACCAACUGGUCAGUUCAUGGCACACCAGGGUCAUGGAAUGCCGCCUUCUCAUGGUCCACAACGAACUCAAUCCGGACCUGUUACUCUGCAAGGGAACAACAACUUCAUGGGAGACAUGUUUUCACAAGGUGGACCAACAAACUCCUUGGCGUCAUCGUCAUCUCAUCCAGAUCUCACACCUUUAACAGGAGCGAUUGAGGUUGUUCCUCAGCCUCAGAAAAAGUUUGAGCCAAAAUCAUCAGUCUGGGCCGACACGUUAAGCAGGGGGCUUGUUAACUUUAACAUAUCUGGACCUAAAACAAAUCCAUUGGCAGACAUAGGAGUUGACUUCGAGGCGAUCAACAGGAGAGAGAAACGGCUAGAGAAACCGACAAACACACCAGCAACAUCGACUAUCAACAUGGGUAGAGCCAUGGGAUCAGGCACUGGCUUAGGCCGUGCCGGUGCAACCGCUAUGAGACCUCCGCCAAAUCCAAUGGUAGGCUCUGGCAUGCCCAUGGGCGGAGGAAUGGGUGUCCCUGGAUAUGGAGGUAUGAACCAAAACCAAAACCAACCCAUGGGUAUGGGUAUGGGUAUGGGAAUGGGAAUGGGACCCGGCAUGAACAUGAACAUAGGAGGAUACGGCCAAGGCUAUCCGAUGCAGCCGCAGAACCCCGGGAUGGUUCCUGGUCCAAACAUGCCUGGCAACAACUAUAACCCGAUGAUGGGUCAAGGUGGUUACAACCCUCAACAAUCCUACGGUGGUGGAUACCACCGG